Jaminaea rosea is the source of this 1454-nucleotide messenger RNA. RefSeq lists its product as hypothetical. The transcript has 2 exons. The record is from RefSeq and is a predicted model, not a curated record. Lineage: Eukaryota; Fungi; Basidiomycota; Exobasidiomycetes; Microstromatales. Bases 7 to 1323 code for a protein of 438 amino acids.
AUCAGAAUGAUCGAGGCUCAAGCAGCGCUCGACUUGUACCUCAUGGACAUGCGCAGGAGAGAAGAUCAAGACGCUCAAAACCCUCGACACGCGAGUUCGUGUGAAAAGUUGGGCAACAUUAUCUAUUUCAAGCUCGAUCUGCUGAGCAAAGCUCCAGGCGCUUCGCUGGCAGCAUCCAGGCAGACCUCACAGCCUCAUAGAAGCAGCGAGAACGUUUUCACCAUAUCGUGGAAGGAUCUUCGCAACCAGCUCACGACCCGAGGCUCGAUGACCGACUACUUCAGCCACCCUUUCAUCCAUGCCCGAACAUCGUUGCACUGGGGCAGAUUGAUAGACAGUAUCGACUUUUCUGCCGCGCUGGGAUCCGCGAGGACUUCUAAUGCUAACGCGGACGACAUUUCGGACCAGGGCAGCGAGCAAGAUACAGACCUCAACAGCAGCAGCAGCGACGACGUAGAAAGUGGCAGCUGCGAGGACGAGCUCGCCAUUGGCGAUCGUUGUGACACUUUGAUCGAGUCCGGGCUCGGUCGACUUGGUUUUGACCUUAUCGCUCUCACGCCCGGCGUCCAGCACCUUGCCACAUCAAGUAUAUUCUCUGGCGUACUUCCCAGCAGUUCUGGAAACGACACACCCUCCAUCUGCUCAUUGCAAACUUACUCGCUGGGCCCACGAUCGACCAAGAGCAACUCCGCCUUUCUCACUUGCUUGUCGGACCGUCGUUUCCUCAAGCUGGAAAAGUUGCGUCUCUGCGGACUGACCACUCCAGAUUCUGCGAUGUGGAGCCUCUCCAACAGGAAGAAGAUGCCACAGCUGAAAGAGGUUCAAUGGGACCUGUCCUCUGCGGAGCAUGACUUCAUAAACGUUCAAAGCGCCAUACGACAGCUGCAGGAGACGCUCAGGAGCAAUUCGCCGCGCCUGAUUUCGGCAAUGCUCCGAGUGCUGCAAGAACAGAUGCAAGCUCAACAGGCAGAGGCUGAAGAGACACCAGGCUCGCGGGAGAGAGCCACCGAGGACUCAUCGUCGCUUGCACUCCUUGAGAAGCGUGUCGCAUGGGCAGAGCGCGGUCCUCUUUGGGCCGAGUUUCUUCUUCCUCCUGACAUCAUAGACUCACUAGUUCACGACACCGAGUCGGCAGAAGAGCGGGAAGCCUGGGGCAGCGGUCAAGCCUACAGUACCGACGAGUGUCACAUCAGGCUCGUGCCAAUGGUACCGGGAGACUUCACGUGGGAUAAGCAGCGCGGAAAGAAAAGCAUCAAGGAGCGAGCACUGUUCGAGGACGGCAAGCACUGGUGGGAGGAGUGCGUCCUUAGCAUGGCAAGGUAGCGUGGAGGAGAGAUUGAAGGUGGCGUGAGCGGAAGGAGGGAGCGAGGACAUUCUGUCUGGCCACUUGUUCAGCGUCUUGUUUCCUUUGACCCUCCACGUAGCCGCGAAGCCGGCUUGCGAUAAUCUUGUAC